Molecule: messenger RNA, 1104 nt
Organism: Strongylus vulgaris
Lineage: Eukaryota; Metazoa; Nematoda; Chromadorea; Rhabditida; Strongylidae
Source: the annotation of a GenBank genome assembly
UUGAUCGUUUUAGAAUGCAGUGAACUGGGACCAAUCACAAACGCUGCCCAGCUCUUCGAACAAUGCGCAGGAGAGCCGUUUAUUGCCCCAAGGCCAGGAACAAUACUCCAUGUGGACUUGUCAAAGUUGACGGAACAGCAACUUCAUGAACUAUUUGCAAAUAUGGUCGAAAUGCAGAUUUGCAUCACAGUCGAAGGGUCUUCUGUUAAGAGCCUAAGAUUCCCAAGACUGAUACGGUGGCUACCGUGCGCAAAUGGAAAGCCAGCACUGACUCUUGUGUACAACUAUUUCCUCGAGAACGUGCAAUUCCCCAAGUGUAAACGUGGGUGCAUCAAAAAUGCUAUUAUCAAAAACAAUCCGAAAUUGCCAAGUACAAUUAUCGAGGAGAUCCUCACCUGGUGUAACCAGUGUGAAGUGAUUUAUACCGAGCCUUCAUGUGGUCUGAGUGGUGUAGGCUAUUCAAUGAUCGACUUUGUUAGAGCUUGUGCUGGAAAAGAAGUUAUCGUACCCAGAAGGGAGAUGAUAAUAAUCGACUCCAGCAAAGUUUCCGAAGAGGAGAUGAAUGCGUUCUGUUCGAAUGCAGUUUAUAUGGAAGUGUGUAUCACGGUGACCAUGACAGACUACAGAAGUCUACGAUGUCCACGUCUCAGAUAUAUGAAAUCAUGCAGACCUGGAACGCCAGUGUUCACUAUUGUUCAGAACCCGUAUUUGAGUGUUGUUAAAAUCCCGCCAAACGUUCGCUACCCUGAAAAUGAGAAGAUCCUGCUUGUGGGCAUGAACCAAAAACUCCCAUCCGUCAACAUAAAAGCUUUGAAGAAGAUCUGCCCCCAUUGUCAGAUUGAAGGAUUCUUCUCAAAAUGCAGUGCACUAGGACCAAUCAAAAACGGUGCCGUGCUCUUUGAACAAUGCGCAGGAGAGCCGUUUAUUGCCCCAAGGCCAGGAACAAUACUCGAUGUUGACUUGUCCAAGUUGACGGAACAGCAACUCCAAGAGUUAUUUGCAAAUAUGGUCGAAAUGCAGAUUUGUAUCACCAUCAAAGGAUCUUCUGCGAAGAGCCUUAGAUUCCCAAGACUGAUGCGAUGGUUACCGUGCGCAAAUGGUUAG